AUGGUAUAUUGUGUGUGGUUAUGUGGGGUUGGGGGUGGAUGGAGGGUGGUUUGGGUGUGUUAUUGUUGUUGGGUACUGUGUGGGGUUAUUGGUGGUGAAGGUGUGGGGUGUGGCGGCGGAGGGGAAGGGGUGGGGUGGGGUUGUUGGGGGGUUAGGGGUGGGUUGGGGUGGAGUGGGAGGGUGGUUUGGGGUUUUGUGGUGGUUGGGUGA
Molecule: messenger RNA, 210 nt
Organism: Knipowitschia caucasica
Lineage: Eukaryota; Metazoa; Chordata; Actinopteri; Gobiiformes; Gobiidae
Source: the annotation of a GenBank genome assembly